Triticum aestivum (bread wheat) is the source of this 1389-nucleotide messenger RNA. RefSeq lists its product as uncharacterized. The coding region runs from base 57 to 755 and encodes 232 amino acids. The transcript is spliced from 2 exons. The record is from RefSeq and is a predicted model, not a curated record. Lineage: Eukaryota; Viridiplantae; Streptophyta; Magnoliopsida; Poales; Poaceae.
CCACCACACAUCUCCUUCCCCAUCUCUGUUUGCCCCCGCUUGAGACAGGAGCUCCCAUGGCAUCGCCGCCCCGCGCCGCUGCUGUGAACCAGAGAGGAGCAGCAGCGCGCACCACCAGCUGCAUCCUUGCCGCAAACGCUCGGCGCUCGGCUGCGACGCAACACUCAGGCCGGAGGGCGGCCGCUCGUUUUUGUGCUGCCGGCGAUGCGGUACGGCGCUCGUCGGCGACCGUCGGUGCUGCAACGCAGCAACGCGUCCACGGCCGCGGGCUGCGACGCAACAACUCGUCCACGGCCGUCGUGCUGCGUUGGAACCGUGGUCGGUGCUGCGAUGCAACCUCGGCGUCUAUUGGUGCUACAAUCGUCGGCGGCGGAGCUGCAAUGGAGCGCUCGCCGGUGCCUCCCCUGUGCUUCGAUGCGGCGCACAUGCGACGAGUUUCCCGGGCCACCAAUGGCUCGAUGCAGCGUCUCCGGCGGGGUGGCGUAGCUGCAGUGCAACGGCGUGAUGCUGUGUGCCGGACCGGCGGAGCUACAGUUCAACACUCCGGUGGGUGGGCGGAGCUGCAGUGCAACGGCGUGGUGCUGCGCGCCGGAGCGGUGGAGCUGCAGUUCAACAUUCCGGUGAGCGGGCGGAGCUGCAAUGCAACGGGGCGUGAUGAUGCGUGCAGGGCGGUGGAGCUGCAAUGCACGUGGGCGCCACUGCAACAUGCGGAACUUGUCGGCGGCGGAGCUGCAACACAACAUGGGCGCGGCUAAGACACGUGGAUCUUGCCAGCGGCGGAGCUGCGAUGCUAUGCGUGUGGAGCCACGACCUGCUGAUCUCGCCGGCGACCGAAGCUGUAGUGCAACGAGCUGUUUUGUUAUGGGGAAGAUGACAGGUUGUUGUGGCGGCUGCUGCAAGGCGACAAUGGUGCAUGGCCGGUGCAGCUACACGAGAGUGGGAGGACCGGGGCGUUGAUGACGAGCUGCGGACGACGGAGUCAAUUUCGGGCUGAGAAAGUGGAAGGAUGCACCUAGCACAGCUGGCUUAAUCAGACGGCUGAGCAGCUCUCAUCAAACGGCUAGUAAGGCGGUUUACAGUUUGGCUCCUGUCAGCCGGAUGACGCCUAGCACCGGCCUUAAAUUAAGGCACUUCUGAUUUCUAACGUGAUUUAUCCUAAUCUCUAUUAUGGUAACAACAUAUCAGAAUCUAGCAAAUAUCAUCGCUGACCUCAGGAAUGAUGUUGUCCAGUGUCUUACCAAAAAUCCCAGCUCCUAGCUGCUCAUUGCAUUGCCAUGUUUAUGAACCAGGAGGCACUGAAGCAGCCCACAUGCAGCACGUGGUAAACCUUAUCUCUUGUUCAGUUCUUCUAUUUGAGAUUUAGGAAUCGACCAUGGAUGGAUUUAUUCC